This is a messenger RNA of Chelonia mydas (Green sea turtle), 4784 nucleotides long. RefSeq names its product CCCTC-binding factor like (gene CTCFL). The record is from RefSeq and is a predicted model, not a curated record. NCBI's taxonomy places the organism in Eukaryota, Metazoa, Chordata, Testudines, Cheloniidae. Gene Ontology annotation, cellular component: nucleus. Gene Ontology annotation, biological process: regulation of transcription by RNA polymerase II. Gene Ontology annotation, molecular function: RNA polymerase II cis-regulatory region sequence-specific DNA binding; DNA-binding transcription factor activity, RNA polymerase II-specific. The coding region runs from base 66 to 2174 and encodes 702 amino acids. The transcript has 11 exons.
CCGAAGGUUUCGGGGGGGGGGGGGGGAGGGUAUUAAGGAGCGGAAGUGGUGCGGGUUAGGGCAGCAUGUGGAGUUGGUGUGGGCUGAAUUUAAAGGCGAUGGGGUGCCUUAGUAGCUUUCAUUGCUGUCUCUUGGGACAGGUUUGUUUAAUGAUGGCCUCUCAGGACUCAGCCCUGCCUGAGCUGUUCACCAAAAUAAAAGGUGCUGAAAGAACCUGGGACAAGGCAAGAGAAGAUGACGGAGGGGGCAAGAUAUCCUGGGUGAAGGAAAGAAACAGCAUCUGUGACCCAGAUGCUGAAGGCCUAAAUGGAGCCCUUCCAGCCAAGCUGCUGGAAGAAGGAGGAGGAAACCGGGAGUUGUCCCCAUCUCCAGUACAGGGUGAAAAGCAUUUGAUAAUGCUGCAGACUGUGCAUUUGAAGGAAGGGGAAGAAGACGUCCAGGGGGUCAGUCAGUUGAAUAUUCAGCAGCAGAGUGGGGUGCACAUGGUAGUACAACGAGGAGCAAGUGUCUUGCAGCCCUUGGUAGUAGUGCAACAGGGAGUAGGUGCUCAGCAGAAUCUACCCACAGGUGUAGCAAUAAGUAUACAGGAUGGUGUUUAUACAUUUCAUGACGUGGAGGUGAUGCAGAUUAAUGUUUUGCAAGAAAAAGUACAGGCAAAAGAUGAAGAAAACCAGUCCAUGGAUAAACCCCCAGGAAUGCUACUGAUUAAGUUAACUCAGAUGUUCACAAGUAUGCUGAUUGACAGAAGUAAAGAUCUACAUGCAGUUGAAGGUAAGGUCCAGCAACUGCCUCCAAAUGAAGAGGGAAGAGAAAAGGACAUUUUCAGUGUUGAGAAAGCAAAGAUCUUGAGCUGUAAAGCCAAAGAUGAUAUGUCAGUGUCACACUAUGAACACAAAGAGCAAGAAGAAGAAGCAGUUAUAAAAAAACCUGACACUCUAGAAGCUCAAACAAACACACAGCAUAGGAAAAAAGGGGAAAAGGUGAUCUUCCAUUGUGAUCUGUGCGCAUUCACCUCUCUUAGAAUAUCAAGUCUUAAUCGUCACAUGAAAACCCAUUCUGAUGAAAAACCCCAUGUGUGUCACCUCUGUCUUAAGGCUUUCCGUACAGUUACUCUCCUGCGUAACCAUGUGAAUACACAUACAGGGACCAGACCGUAUAAGUGCAGUGACUGUGAGAUGGCAUUUGUGACCAGUGGUGAGCUUGCACGACACAGGCGAUAUAAGCACACUCUAGAAAAACCCUUUAAGUGCUCAAUGUGUAAAUAUUCUAGUGUAGAAGCAAGCAAAUUGAAGCGUCACCUUCGUUCACAUACAGGAGAGCGUCCUUAUAACUGUUAUCUCUGUAGUUAUGCUAGCAAAGAUACCUAUAAGCUGAAAAGACAUAUGGUAACUCAUUCAGGAGAAAAACCCUAUGAAUGUUAUGUUUGUCAGGCCAGAUUCACACAAAGUGGUACCAUGAAAAUCCAUAUAUUACAGAAGCAUAGUGAAAAUGUGCCCAGAUACCAAUGUCCACAUUGUAACACAUUUAUUGCAAGAAAAAGUGAUUUGGGCGUUCACUUACGGAACCUGCAUUCCUACCUGGCCGUAGCGAUGAAGUGCCGUUAUUGUGAAGCUCUUUUCCAUGAGCGCUAUGCUCUUAUUCAGCACAAGAAAACUCAUAGAAAUGAAAAGCGAUUCAAAUGUGAUCGAUGCAGUUAUGCAUGCAAGCAGGAACGACACUUGAUUGUGCAUAUGCGUACACAUACUGGUGAGAAACCCUUCACUUGUGUAUGUUGCAGCAAAUGCUUCCGGCAGAAGCAGCUUCUAACUGUUCACUUCAGGAAACACCAUGAUUCCAAUUUUAAACCAACAGUUUAUGAAUGCCCUAAAUGUGGCAAGGGCUAUUCACGCUGGAAUAAUAUGCAUAAGCAUGCUGAAAGCUGUGGAUUGGUGAGGGCAAAAGCUGUUACACGCCGCAAAGGAAACAAGGGCAAAAAGAAAAGAUGCGACAGACUGAAACAUGAUGUUAAGCAAGAAGCUGUUGACCUGGGAUCAUUCCAAGAUGUUUCCUUUGUGAACACGGAAUGCUGUGCCAGUGAGAUUGUCCCUGUCGUAUAUGGAAUAGAAACAAGUACUCCGAGGGAGCAGAAAACAGAAAUGACUUGUGAAAUGAUCCUCAACAUGAUGGACAAAUAAUACAAACACAAGUUCUGAUUUCCAUCGUUAAUGUACAGAAUCUCAGUUUGUAUACUAGUGCAAAGUUUGUAAGCAUGUUAAGGGAAGUAAGCUGUAGAAGGUAUUGGUUUCUGUAAAAGUUGCUAAAAAGUUGUUAGCUAAAGUUACAUGGAAGCAACAUAUGUUCUAACAUGUUCAUAUCAGCGUCAAAGAAAAACAGAUCUUAAAACUAGGCCAUGGAAAAAAAGUAGGUUGAAUUUAUUCAAUUUACUUUUCAUUUUUCUUCCAGCUUUAGUUACAGAAUUACAUACAAUUUUCAAGCAAAUUUAUUCCUCAGUAGCUCUGUGCUCCUGUCAGAUCCAGAUCUGUGUGACCUUCAGCUUGUUUGCAUUUACCUCAUGGUGAGCACAUUGUGAAAGGCAAUAUUAUUCUGAUGCAAAGAACAUAGCUAGGUCUUCUCUCGGAACACUAAAGAUCUCAACAAAUCUGUACUGUUUUACCCUAGUAUAGUACUUAUCUUUAUAUAAAUCUGAGAACCAUGAUAUGCAGCCAGAUACCCUGUCAUUAAGUUUAUUGUAACGUUAUUAACUUUACUAUAUAUAUAUAUACUUUUAAUCUCUUAAUUUUAAAAAGGACACUUCUUCUAUAACAUAACAACCAAGCCUCAGAAUUGGGUAAGCCCUUGGGCAGAUUCUCCUCCCAUUUAACACCAGUUUUACACAGGUGUAACUCCAUUGAUCUCAGUUGGGGCACUCAUGCUUUCCACCAGGGUGGGAGGAGAAUCAGACCCCUUAUUUUUUUGUUGAUUUUUAGGACUUUUAUAACCACUUUGUGCUAUAGUGUGAAAAGCUUUAGUAGAGUAGUAAGACCAUCAGGUGGCCUGUGAUUGAAUGUUAUCUAGCAAUUUUCAUUUUCCUAACUGUUUUCUUGUAGUUUGCUUUUUGAAUAGCUAUCUUGUAUUUAGCUACAUGCAUAUGACUGUAAGAAUGGGUUUAUACUUGGGACUUGAUCCAGAGCAUAUAAAGGUCAUUUGAAAGAUUCCCAUUGACUUAAAUCACUUUGGUUCAGGCCUCUAAUAAUGUAUGCUUAUGUUUAAAAAACAUGAAAAGUAUUUUAACAGUGUUCAUGGGACAUACUGUAUGUAAAAGCAAUGAAAUUCUAGUCGUUCUAGCUUUUUACCAAUUUGUUGGAAUCCCCACUUUUAUACCAGACUUUCUGCUUAGUUUUCAUGACAAUCACAAAUAGUACCAUUCAUUGUUGUUGGUUACAGUGAGCAAAACCAAUUUUUGCAUUAUUCACUCAUUUUUACUUUCAUUUACAAAUAAUAUUUGAAAGCAUGCUCAAAAUAUCAAAUAUAUACUUUAAAUAUAUACUAGCAUUUUCAGUGAAAACAUGCUUUUUAAAACUAAUUUUAAUGACAAGUCAUAAUGAAUAAAUUUUAUUUUAAUUAAAAAAAACCCCAACAUAUAUUUGAUUUUCAGAUGUGGAGUAUGUUAUAUAUCUGGAUUGUUUUUAUGAGUGUUACAAAUCCUGCUGUCUUUACUCAAUCAAAACAUCAUCAUUAUAACUUCAGUAUGGGUUUUGCCUGAGGAGAAAUGCAGAAUUUGGUUCACUUUAUUUGGCUGACAGCCUAAUUGUAAUGUUUAAAAAUAUUUUAACACAAAGCUAGACAUACUGUAAAUUCAAACUGAUACCCCACUUAUAUUCUGCAUGUAGACCUAAUUAUGUACUAUAGGUUUUUAAUUAUCCUUUUAACAGUGCUUUUGUAGCCAUGACAAUAAGAUUCUUCUGUGUUCUGUGCAUUCCAGGUUAACUGAGUUUAAGUAUUCAUAUCUGAAAGAACACUUACAUGUUUUUAUUACUUUUGAGAGGUUAAUACAUGCAUGUUUAUUUUCAAUUAAUAUACUGUUAUGAACUUUAUCCCGUCCUUUACAUGGCAGGUAUAACUAGAUAGCUUGUAGAAGCUACACUACUUCAAAAUAAGGCCGAUCCUGUGAUAUGCUGAGACUCAUUACCAUUACAAGUGGGAAAGCAAUCUCACCCUCUUGUGCACCAACACACAUCUAGGAGUUAAUGGUGGUGAGCAACUCACCAAAGGCACUCAUCAUCUUUCAGACUGGAGUACCCAAAUUAACGAGAUAUAGAGUGAUGCAUGCUACCACAGGACAGGAUCAAAUCUUUAAACAACUACUGAUAUAACUACUUAUUACAGUAUUUACGGCUUUGAUAAUGCAGUUGGAUACCCCGUCCAGUUUUGUAGUGUAAGUAAUUUAGAAUCAUUGGGAAGGCGGUGUACUUGAAUCAGUUAACCUUGCUAGCUUGUUUAACCCAUGUUCCAUAAUAACAAUGUUAUGUGGCUGUUCAGAUUCAUAGUCUGUGUUCAUAUUCUAUGGCAGUUUGUUUAAUGAUAAUGUUUAUCCAUUUCUAAUAAGCUAAUAGUUAAUGCUGAUUACUUAAAUUACCUAACAAGAGCUAGGUUUUAAGAAUGGUUUUGUUUCUAUAAUGAAAGUGUGAAUGGUAUUGUUGGCCUAGCAUGCACUAACGGUAACAUUCUUCAUCUGAAAAUCAGAAUAUUGGUUUCGUUCUUUAAAAUUCAUAACAUUGUUGUGUAAACAUUUGACCAUUUUCUGU